Molecule: messenger RNA, 420 nt
Organism: Xyrauchen texanus (razorback sucker)
Lineage: Eukaryota; Metazoa; Chordata; Actinopteri; Cypriniformes; Catostomidae
Product: interleukin-17A-like
Exons: 3
Coding region: 1-420 (139 amino acids)
Cellular component (GO): extracellular region
Molecular function (GO): cytokine activity
Source: RefSeq, a predicted model, not a curated record
AUGUUUCUGAACUUCGUCAACACUAAAUACAUGGUUUUGCUAGGCUGUGUGCUGGUGGGACUUACAUAUGCCAAACAAGGACAGAAACCAAUAUGCGACACUGGGUUGACGAUUUCCAGUGACUACGAUUCCUCUCAGGCAGCAAACACGGAUGUAAAUGGCAACAAACGCUCGCUAUCUGCAUGGACCUGGAUUCCAAACGUUUCCUCCCUCAGAAUAACACAGGUAAUCUUUGAAGCCCAGUGUCUUUCAGAAUAUUGCAGCUAUCUCAACACCGGUGUGGACGAGAGAUUGAACUCUUUGCCCAUAUAUCAGGACACACUGGUACUGAAACAGGAUACGCAAAACAGGAAGUGCUUCAGGGUGACUUCUGAGAGCGUGAUAGUGGGUUGUACAUGUGUAUGGGCCAAAACCUCUUGA